Rotaria sp. Silwood1 is the source of this 1338-nucleotide messenger RNA. NCBI's taxonomy places the organism in Eukaryota, Metazoa, Rotifera, Eurotatoria, Philodinida, Philodinidae. The record is from the annotation of a GenBank genome assembly.
AUGGAAAUAAAAACUAAUUCAAUUAUUAAUAAUGAAAAUAAUGAUGAAUAUUUCAUUCCACUUGAACCUAAUCAUGCUUUAGCAUUGACUAUGAAUUUUCCACAAUUUCCAGAAGCUAUUUCAUCUAAAACUUCAUUUAUUCAAACAGAUUUUAAUUAUGAUUGUCCGGAUUGUCUAGCUGAUCUAUUUGGACCACUUAUGGCUCCUUAUGCAGCAUUGCAACAACAGAAUGAUGAUUAUCGUCUUCGUCUUGAAUAUAUUGCUUAUCAACGUUAUGUAACAAUGAAAUUAUAUUUAUUUGAUUCGUUUAAAAAAAAUUUUAAACAAAAAUGGAAACAUACAUUUCAACAUCCAUUUAAAUACGAUAUUAAAGGUUUUUUACCACAAAUAGCUACAAUAGGAAGAUACAUAUCAAUAAUGUCAAGUGGAUGGAUCUUCAUUAUUGGUAUUAUUCUUCUAGUUUUUGCAACAUAUUUAAUAUUUGUUAAUGAUCAACAACAACAACCUAUGAUAACAUUUAUUCGUACAUUUAGUAAAUUUUAUAGAACAUUCUUCUUUCAAGGGAUUAUUGGAUAUUUAAUAUUCUAUAGUAUUCUAUUAAUUGUAUCAUCAUUAUGUUCAUUAUUAGGUGCAUUAGUUUGUUCAUAUCUAUUGACUUUAUUUGGUAUAUUGAGUAUUCUUAUGACUUUUGCAUUAACUAUUGUUUUUCCAAUUAUUUUAAAUCUUUCAAAAAAUUUAUUGAUCAAUAAAUUAGAAAGACAUAUGCGAAUAUCUAUUCGAGAUUAUGAUAAUAUAUCUGAAAAUCCAAUAACAAUAUUUUGGAAUGAAUUACAAAUAAAAUAUUCAUGUUGUGGAUUAGAGAAUCCAAUAUUAGAAUAUAGUCAAAGUUAUUAUCAUAUAUUAACUGGAGAAGAUAUACCUUCAUCAUGUUGUAGAAAUGGAAUGCUUUGUACAACUACACCAAACAUAGCAAAUUCAUUUAUAGAUAAUUCAUGUUUACCACAAGCAAAAAAUUUUAUAGAUUUAACAAUUGAAACAAUAUUUAUUGGACAUAUUCUUCUUAUUGUUCUUCUUUUAAUUGUUUUAAUUAGUAUUGGACUUUUUUUCUUGUAUAUGAAAACAGCUAAACAAGCAUUAAUUAGAUAUAAUAAAUUUAUUAUUAAAUCAAUGUUAUCAACACUUGAACAAUAUGAAAAAGAAUUUGGUGUUUAUGAAAAUUCUAUGCCAAAUAAAAUAAAUUUUUAUAAUAAACAACAUAUACAAGGAAUUUUACCAAUAACACCAACUGUUAUUCGUAUUAAAAAUCCUCGAAUAAUGAAUUAUCUUGGUUUUGAUUAA